AGUGAAGAGCCUCGUUUGAAGAACAUUGCUGGGUCUGUCUGGGUGGGGACUGAGGGGGAGAGGAGAGCAUAGCACGAAGAAGAAGAGGAAGAUGGUAGCUCUGCGGCCCUUCCCCACUUCCUUCAACUGUUACUUUGCCGCCUCGAAGUCAAAGCAUUCUUCUCUUCUUUCUUCUCUCAAGUCAUCCCUAUUUCCUUGUCCUCGUCCUCCUCUUCCUCCUCCUUCUCUGCCUUCCCCCGCGACGCUCUCCACCGCCUGCAGUCGUCUCCGCGAAAGUGGCUUCGCUCUAGAGGAGGAUGAGGAGGAGGAAGGGGGGGCGGAGCAGCAGCAGCCGCGGAAUCAGCAGCUGAGAAGCCCCGACCUCGUGGCCUUGGAGUAUGCAGAGCUCAAUCUUCCCCACAGGACCGCCGAGGACUUGGGUCAUGCCAGGAUUAGGCAGCAUGUCAACCCUCUCAGUUUGUCCUUCUCCAUGCCGGUGGAAGCACCUCAGUGGGAAAGUGUUUUCAAGGACCCAGCUUUGCCACUAAUGGUGGACAUUGGAAGCGGCAGCGGCAGAUUUCUCAUAUGGCUCGCUAAAGCAAAGUGUGAAUUGGGAAAUUAUUUGGGACUGGAGAUACGACAGAAGCUGGUCAAACGUGCAAAUUGUUGGGUGAAAGAGCUUCAACUUGAUAACAUACAUUUCCUAUUUGCAAAUGCCUCAGUUUCUUUCAACAAUCUGAUUUCUAGCUACCCGGGUCCCUUGGCUAUGGUUUCAAUCCUUUGCCCGGAUCCUCAUUUCAAGAAAAGGCAUCACAAGAGAAGGGUUGUGCAAAAACCAUUAGUAGACUCCAUACUGUGUAGUCUAGCGCCUGGAGGAAAGGUAUUUGUGCAAUCGGAUGUUUUUGAAGUGGCUGUCGACAUGAGAAACCAGUUCGAUGAGAAGCUCGAUGUGCUUCAACAUAUCGAUUCUGUAGAUCCAGACGUUUCAAUUGACGGUGAUGGGUGGUUGAGAAAGAACCCGAUGGGUAUCAGGACGGAGAGAGAAAUCCAUGCUGAAUUUGAGGGUGCCAAGGUAUAUAGAAGGAUGUAUCAGAAGAAGCUGAUUUGAUGCAAAGCGAGUGGCACUUUCUUUUGAGAAUAGAAUGUAACGGCAAGUAGUUAGAGUACCGAAGUGGCAGUUUGAUUAUAGAGAGUUGAUGUAGAUAGUUGAAGUGGCGAUGCGAUUAUACCGAAGUGGUGAUGGUGUUGGAUCCUACUGGAGGGUCUAAUCUUCACUAGGUGAUUGUCCCAUGGUUCCAAGCCCCUCUUUGAUGUAGUUUCUAAACAUUUUCAAGUUCGUAUAAACAGAGCUUCGAGAUCAUUUACUAGAACUAUGCUCUUUCAUUUGAACUUGGCUCUUAUGGGCUUAUGUUGACUACAUCUUUGGUGGGUUCUCUAAUUGCUCUAGUUGUUUGGGUUC
Molecule: messenger RNA, 1438 nt
Organism: Punica granatum (pomegranate)
Lineage: Eukaryota; Viridiplantae; Streptophyta; Magnoliopsida; Myrtales; Lythraceae
Source: RefSeq, a predicted model, not a curated record